UUAAAAAUUAUAAUAGUUAAAAGUGAACUCAUUUUUAUAUUGUUAAUUAAAUAUUAGAAAUAAUUGUUAUAAUUAUUUAGUGCUAGUAAAAUGUAAUUAAAAGAUGCUUUGUAUUUGAAUUUGUUAUCUUAAUUUAUGGACAAAUAUUAAAUAUAGAUAAUUAAUUUUUUGUAAAAAAAUGUGUAGUAAUGUCGACACUCAAUGUAUCCUUUCUGAUAUGGUUCGAUGGGCAAAUUGUAAACUCCCCCCGUGGAGUAGAAUAUCACGGUGGUUGUCGAGUGGAGAUGCCACUCAGUGAACGAAUGAAUUUCGAUGAAUUGGUUAACAUUUGUAAAAGGGCAGUUUGUAGCGGACCGAACUCUACUAACUCAGAAGUGGAGAUUACACAAAUUUUAUUCAGACUGCCUAAAUUUGUAAGGGGUGAAGUAGAUUCGUACGCACUCUUUUUAGUGCAGGACAAUAACCAUUUAUUUGGAAUACUAACCGAAUCUAUGAGAUGUCCGAAUCUACGAAUUAUGGAGUUCUACGUUGAGUACCGGAUUUUGGGUGGAACUGAAAUUUCGCUGGAUAAUUUGGAGUUAAGCGAUUCGAGCGAGUCAGAGUGGGACAGUGAGUCAGUAAGGAGCAGUGACGAAGAUGAAGACGAACACUUUUAUGAGAGCGACGAAGAUGAUGCAGGUGAAAUCGACGCCGAGUUAGAAAUGGCCAAUUCGGGAGAACAAACUCAUUACCAGUCGCAGCUCCCUGAACACGUUAGUCGUGUAAAUGUUGACGAUUUCGUAGUUGACUUGAAUGAGGGUGAGACCCCGAAUUUUACUUGGCAGCCAGGAAUGGAGUUUCAAACGGGGAUGACCUUCAAAAGUCGCGAUGCUGUUCAGACCUGUGCAACCGCUUAUUCAAUCGCUAUGGGGAAGGAGCACCAGUUUCAUCGGACUACCCCCAAGACAAUCGUGUUUGUUUGCCGACACAACGAAAUCUGCGGAUGGUGGUUGCGAGCAACCAAACUACAGGCAAAUCAUACAUGGACCCUGACAAAAUAUAUAGGGCCACACACGUGCGAUCAUUUUAUGACAGGUCGCGACCAUCGAAACUUUAAGUCUAAUCAAAUCGUAGAAUUUAUCAAGGACCUGGUGUUGGAACAACGCGACAUUCGCAUCAAGACGCUGAUGGCUGGUAUUUGGGAAAGAUUUUCUGUAAUGCCUACCUAUAAAAGAACUUGGUUAGCUAAGGAGAAGGCAAUAUGCAGCGCCUACGGAAACUGGAAGGACUCUUUCGCCGAAGUUUGUAGCUUCAUGGCCAAUGUGAAGGUCACAAAUCCCGGAUCAUUCUGGCAUGCAGAAGGCGAUCCAAUUUACACAAACCACUCGCAAAAUCCCCGAGUGAGAAUGUUUCGCAGAAUGUUUUGGACCUUCUACCCGAUGACAGCUGGAUUUCCUUUUUUGAAACCUGUGCUAUUCGUUGACGGGACUCAUUUGUAUGGAAAAUACACAAUGACCUUGUUGAUCGCAUCGGCGAUAGAUGGAAACAAUCACAUAAUGCCACUUGCCUUUGCACUUGUCGAAUCGGAGAGCGCAGCAAGCUAUGAAUAUUUUUUGAGUCAUCUCCGGGAGCAUGUUAUCAAGGAGAGAAAAGUGGCAAUUAUUUCGGAUCGCGCUGGUGGAAUAAUAGCUGUUUUGAAGCGUCCGGAGUGGGCGGGUGUUUCUCACAUGUUUUGCAUAAGGCAUUUAGCGAGUAAUUUCAAUACUCAUUUCAGAGAUAAGGAUUUGAAAAAACUGGCAGAAAAAGCAGGACGUGCUUACCAGAAAAAAAAAUUCACACGGUAUAUGAAAAUUAUGAAGAUCAAAUCGCCUGAUGGGUAUAAAUAUUUGAUGAAUAAGGAAGUAUUGAAGAAAAAUCAGUGGGCAAGGGCGUAUGACGUCAACGGACAACGUCACAAUGCGAUGACAACAAAUUAUGCUGAGUCUGUUAAUGCGACGCUCAAGAAUAUCAGAGGGCUGCCUAUCACCGCAAUGAUUGAAGCUAUUUUCCGUAAGCUUGUCGAAAAAUACAUUUCCCGUUGGAAUUUUUAUAAGUCAUUGAUCGUCAAGGACAUUGAGUACACGCCAAUCUGCAUCCAAAUAUUGCGAAAAGCAGGAGACAAGUCUCGUACUCAUGUUGUCCAGCCGUAUGACAUGACCACAAUGACGUGUGAAGUGGUGACUAAGAAGAAUAAUCAUAAUCAAGCCGGCGGAAAUGUCCAUACAGUAAACCUCCAUAAAAAAAAAUGCACGUGUGGUAAGUUUCAGCAGCUGAAGGUGCCUUGCUCUCAUGCUAUGGCGGUGUGCUUAAAGGAGAAUUUGAACCCUCAUGACUACAUUGGGUCGCACUAUCGGAACCAAAACGCAAUCCAAGCUUGGAGUCACGUUUUUCAUUCAUUACGUGACCGUGAGCGUUGGAUAAAACCGAACGACCUCCCGUUUGUGCCAAAUCCUGGCUGGGCUAGAAAGAAGGGACGACCAGUAAAUCAACGGUUUAGAAAUGAAAUGGAUCAAACUUAUAGAGAGGACCGUAGCCCAAAUUUUUGUAGUAAAUGUGGAAAUAGGGGCCAUAAUGCCAGAACUUGCACUAAUAGGAUUAGAGAUGCCUAAAAUGAUAAUCUGCCAUGUAAUGUCAUUAUUUUCCUUUCAUGUAAUGUUGUUUUUUUUCCUUCAUGUAAUUUCACGAUUUUCCCU
Messenger RNA from Mercurialis annua (annual mercury), 2711 nucleotides. RefSeq lists its product as uncharacterized. Gene Ontology annotation, molecular function: nucleic acid binding; zinc ion binding. The record is from RefSeq and is a predicted model, not a curated record. The transcript has 3 exons. The coding region runs from base 189 to 2627 and encodes 812 amino acids. NCBI's taxonomy places the organism in Eukaryota, Viridiplantae, Streptophyta, Magnoliopsida, Malpighiales, Euphorbiaceae.